Messenger RNA from Lolium perenne, 4080 nucleotides. Its product is annotated as disease resistance protein Pik-2. Gene Ontology annotation, biological process: defense response to other organism. The record is from RefSeq and is a predicted model, not a curated record. Gene Ontology annotation, molecular function: ADP binding. NCBI's taxonomy places the organism in Eukaryota, Viridiplantae, Streptophyta, Magnoliopsida, Poales, Poaceae.
UGCUGCAGGGAAUCCUUUUGUGAUGGCCCUCUGUCUUCUUUGAUGGCUCCAAAUCCUUCUGUGAUACAGCUAAUCACGUACGACUUCUGGGAAAAAUAUUGCCAAAACUUGCACAUCUCAGACCUGGACAAUAGGCCAUCUAUUUCACCUUCAGAAAGGGCAUCUCUGGGUGCUCAGUUGAAGCACAACCCAAUCCAGCACUCCCAGCAUCACACACAAGAUUUAAACACCAGAUCGAGAGAGGUAGCAGCCAUGGCGGACCUGGUUGUUGGAUCCAUGGCGGACCUGGUUGUUGGAUUGGCCAAAUCGGUGGUGGAGGGCGCGCUGACCAAGGCCCAGUCGGCGAUCGAGGAGGAGUCCCAGCUCCAGCAGAGUGCGCAGCGAGAUCUCGUCUUCAUCACCGGUGAGUUUGAGAUGAUGCACUCCUUCCUCAACGUCGCCACCAAGGAGCGUGUGGAGAACAAGGUGGUGAUGACCUGGGUGCGGCAGGUCCGCGAGCUGGCCUACGACGUGGAGGACUGUAUCGAGUUCGUUGUCCACCUUGACACCAAGACCAGCAAGACAAACUGGUUUUGGCGGAUGAUCCCCUCGUGGUGCAUCGCGCCACCGCCCACGGCACUGGCGCUAGACAAGGCGGUCAGCGAGAUUGAGCAGCUCAAGGCCCAGGUGAAGGAUGUGAGCACCAGGAACUCACGCUACAGUCUCAUCAGCGACUCUGGCUCCAAGCCUGUCACACAGCAUCAUGCGGCAAUGGCCGGUACCACUGCCCUCAGCUCAACGGAACUCAACAUGCUCGCCGAGGCGAGGGACGCCGCCAGGAGGCAGCAAGGCUUGGGGGAUAUCACCCACUUAAUCACCAACAAAGACAAUCAAGACCCUCAUCUUCAGGUGAUCUCUGUGUGGGGGACAGGCAGCGAUCUUGGGACAACCUCCAUCAUCAGGAAGGCGUACUCUGACCCAGAAAUCUGCAAGAAGUUCUUGUGCCGUGCCUGGGUGAAGCUGAUGCAUCCUUUCAACCCCAACGAAUUUGUCCGGCGCUUCAUGGCUCAGGUCUACAAAAACUCUUGUGAAGAACAAGGAGUAGAUGUAGGUGUACAUGUCCUGACAAAGAUGAAGGCUGAGCAAGGAGAUCUCCUAAAGGAGUUCGUGAAAGAAGUCAAAACCAAGACGUACCUCGUCGUCUUGGAGAACCUGACCGACAUGGUAGACUGGGAUGAUGUGAGGACAUUCCUUCCUGACAUGAUGAAUGGCAGCUGGAUCAUCGUGUCAACGCAGCAAUUCGAGAUUGCAAGCUUGUGCAUCGGAGGCUCCUACCAGCCAUUGGAGCUGCAGCAGUUCUCGCCUGAGCACUCAGUCUGUGCCUUCUUCAAAGAGGGUUCUCAAGGAGAUAAAGAUGAGAAACUAGCUUUGUCUCAAGUGGGCCAAAAUUCCUCCAAUGGAAAAACUCCCUCGUCUAACUGGGAAGCUGCCACUUAUUGGAUGAAAAACUCUCCCCUUGUUGGACGUGAGACAGAAAUGAAUGAACUUGGCAGUUAUACAGCCAAGGCAUGUUUCAGUAAUUCCCGAGUGGUGUCCGUUUGGGGGAUAGCUGGCAUUGGGAAAUCUGCUCUUGUUAGAAACUUGUACUAUGACAGAAUACUUCACAGCAGCCAGUUUAAGCAGUACAGUUGGGUUGAUAUAUCGCAUCCAUUCAAUUUAAGGGAUUUUUCUCGAAGCUUAAUUUCAGAUCAUCAUUCGGAAAAAGAUCCCAUUAAAGAGUGUCGUGAGCUUCUGAGUCAAGGUCAAUGCCUCGUUGUUAUUGACGAUCUCCAGUCCAAAGAAGAAUGGGACUUAAUACAGGCUGCCUUGGUAUCUAGACCUUCUUCAAGUAUUAUCAUUGUCAUUACAACUGAUGCUACCCUUGCCACUCAUUGCACAAAGAACGAAGACCAAGUAUUUAAUGUCAAAGGUCUACAAGCUGAUGCAGCCAUGGAUCUCUUCAGGAAAGAGGUAAAAAGAAAGAAUCCAGCAUGCCCUUUACACGAUCACAAAGAUGAAGACCUAGAAGAACUUAUUUUGAAAUGUGGAGGUCUUCCCAAAGUGAUAGUUUCUAUAGCUGCCUUAUUGGCCACACAGACCGUCACAUUGAUGGAUACUGUGCGUGCGUUGAAUGACAAAUUUAUGCACGAUCUAGAGACGAAUCCAGAUUAUGAUAGUUUGCGGGGCCUAUUUGACUGGAUGUAUAACUAUUUCCGUACUUGCCCAGAUUCCCUCAAGCCAUGUAUCUUUUACCUAUCAAUUUUUCCUCGAGGUCACAACAUUCGGCGAAGGCGACUAGUAAGGAGGUGGAUUGCAGAAGGUUACUCCAGAGACAGUGAAGAAGAAUCCGCAGUGGAUAAAGGGGAGAAUUUCUUCUCAAAGCUCCUUGACCUGAGUAUAAUCCAGCAUAUACCACAGUUAGUUACCACUGCAUUUAGUGAUACAAGGAUGGUCACGUGUCAGGUCAAUGCCUUCAUCCGCGAGUACAUCGUGUCAAGAAGAAUGGAAGAGAACCUUGUUUUUGAACUUGGGCCCAAUUGUGUCCUAACCACCCAACGUACUGGGCGUCACCUUAUCAUAUUGAAAGGCUGGGAUAGAGACAGAAUUGUUUUCGAGAGCAUUGACUUUUCGCGGCUACGGUCACUGACGGUGUUUGGAAAGUGGGAAACAUUCUUCAUCUCUGAAAGCAUGAGGCUACUUCGGGUGCUCGAUCUAGAGGACACAUCAGGUCUGAAAGAUGAAGAUCUCAAGAUAAUGGUACAGUGGCUGCUUCGCCUCAAGUUUCUCUCUUUACGAGGAUGCAAGGACAUCUCCCGUCUGCCAAAUUCACUAGGUGAUCUCAGACAGCUCCAGACUCUGGAUGUGAGACACACCCGCAUAGUCAAAUUGCCAGCGAGCAUCAGCAAGUUACAGAAGCUGCAGUACGUCCGUGCCGGCACCAAAGCCCCAGCAUCAGCGCCACCGGCCUCAUCUAGCAGGUUGCCAGAGUUCAUCAGACGCCAUGGUCUAGUUGGUGUUAAGGUGCCAAGAGGUAUUGGAAAACUAACAGCGCUGCACACACUUGGUGUUGUUAACGUUGAUGCUUCAGGGGGGAAGGCCAUCGUGGAAGAGCUCAAGAAGUUGACCCAAUUGCGCAAGCUCGGAGUGUCCGGCAUCAACAGGUAUAACAUCAACGAGUUCUUCUCUGAAACCUCGGUUCUUGUUCAUUUGGAAUCGGUUUUGGUACAGCUUGAUGAGGACAGUCGAGGUUGCUUGGAAAAAAUCUCCCUUCCUUGGAAGAACAUGCAGAGUCUUACACUAUAUGGCCUCCAAGACAUGUUGCCGCCACUGGAGAUGGACACUCUUAAAAAGCUCAGAAAGUUGGAUCUGGAGAUGGACACGUUACAGAGUAUUGGAAUGGAGUUCCUAGCCAAGCUACCAGAGCUACGUAUCAUACACCUUCGAGUCAAACAGCUUGUGGAUGGAAAACUCCAUUUUUGUGCCAAGAUGGAAGGUUUGGAGUUGGACACCUUCGAGAAGGUGAAGAUCCUCGAGGUCACUUGCAUGUCCAGCAGGUUACAUGUAAGCUUUGGAUCAAAAUCGAUGAAGAAUCUUGAGCUGCUCAAGAUUGACUGCUCCAGCGCUGCAUAUGAGCUUACAGGCCAAAACAAUCUUUUGGAGCUCAAGGAGGUAUUUCUCAAGGGUACUGACGAUGAAGAAGUCAAGACAUCCGUUGAGAACCUGCUUGCCGAUCAUCCAAGGAAGCCUGCGGUGAAGCUCGGACUACAACGCUCAUCCUGAAGGGUUGGCAUUUUGUCUGUUUAUUUCGCCUACCACUAGCUGGAUCCAGCCCUUGCCAUUUCUCGUUUGCUUUUUAGGGUUUUGUUUGUACAUGCCUUGUGUUUUUAUCUGUUAUAAACAUCUAUCCUGUAAUAAAAUACUAUGUCCAAUCUUCUAACACCUUACGUUCUUGUAAAAAUAAAAAGUUUUACCUUCAUUCGAACGGUGGUUGAUGUGAUGAUGGUACGUAACUAGCCUGUUGCGGUGUACUAGCUUAAAAGAGUUUGUUGGAGUUUGUUUUUA